Molecule: messenger RNA, 2491 nt
Organism: Phragmites australis (common reed)
Lineage: Eukaryota; Viridiplantae; Streptophyta; Magnoliopsida; Poales; Poaceae
Product: wall-associated receptor kinase 2-like
Exons: 4
Coding region: 32-2230 (732 amino acids)
Biological process (GO): cell surface receptor signaling pathway; protein phosphorylation
Cellular component (GO): plasma membrane
Molecular function (GO): ATP binding; polysaccharide binding; calcium ion binding
Source: RefSeq, a predicted model, not a curated record
CUUCUUUACCAAGUAGUAUAUUAGCUCGAGCAUGAAACACAUAGAACUAGAAGCCAUGACACAAGUGCUGUGGUUUCUCCUUACGUUCACCCUGAUGAUUUCCCAUCUGGUGGUGCCGCCUGUGGUAGCCGCUGGCUCCGAUGAAACGGCGCCGUCGCCGACGAUGCUAGGUCCAGAGCCGGGCUGCUCUCGCAGGUGUGGCGACGUAGACGUUCCCUACCCAUUCGGCAUCGGCGACGAUGUAUGUUGUUCCUGGCAGGGCGACUUCAGCCUCACUUGCAACAAUAGCUUCGACCCUCCAAAACUAUACUUGGGCGACUUCGAGGUCACCAGCAUCUCGUUGGACACCGGCGAGAUAGGCGUAUUUAGCGCUGUGUCGUACGUCUGCUACAACUUGUUUAACCGAACAAAACUCGAGGACAUCUCUUCGCUCAGCUUCUCCGGCUCGCCGUAUCUGAUCUCGCCGACGCGCAACGUCUUCACGGCCAUCGGAUGCAGCACCGAGGCAUUUCUGCAUGGCAGGGAGGACGCGAGCUACUUCACCGGCUGCAUCAGCACCUGCCUGAGCUUGGACGAUGCUGCUCACGACGGCGAUGAGUGCGCGGGGCUUGGCUGCUGCCAGACGCCAAUUCCUGCCAACCUUAGCACGAUAGAGGUCGACUGGGGCAACGGCAACGGCACCCUCGUCAGUUCUGCGUGGAGCUACAGCCCCUGUAGCUACGCCUUCGUGUCCGAGAAGGCUGGUAUGUACAACUUCAGCCGGCAACACUUCAGUCCAAUUGGAAACCUUAAUAGCUUUGCCAGCCGGUUUGGAGUAGGAACUGAGACAAUUGUCCCGCUGGUGCUUGACUGGGCCAUCAGGAGUGGUGGGUCUUGUCCGCUCCCGCCGGAAAACGGCGGCGCGUCGGCGAAACCGACAGCUUCCGCUUGUGUCAGCGCCCACAGCUACUGUGUGAACGCCACACAGGGCUCUGGGUACCUAUGCAACUGCUCCAAGGGAUACACGGGCAAUCCCUACGUCACCAACGGAUGCACAAAUAUUAAUGAGUGCGAGCUUCGCAGAUCAUAUCCUGAGAGGUAUGAAAAACAAUAUCCUUGUGGCAGCGGUAGCACAUGCCAUGACACACAAGGUGAUUACACGUGCAAAUGCAAAUUCGGGUACAAAGGAGAUGGUAAAAGUGACAAAGGAUGUGAGAUUAUAUUUCCAGGAUACGCAAUAGCAAUAGCAGUAACAUUCAUUUUCGCCAUCCUAGCGUGUUUGGCAAUUACGGAGUUUAAGAGACGAGACAAGCGGAAGCAUUUCGACAAAAACGGUGGCACACUACUGAAGAGCGUGGGCAUUACCAUCUUCACAAAGGGGCAACUGAAGAGGAUUACAAAUGGCUACAAAAAGCCCAUUGGACAAGGUGCCUUCGGCAAGGUCUACAUGGGGACCAUCGAUGGCUCCCAACAAGUCGCGGUUAAAUGCCCCAUCGCAAAAGGCGACGCGAUCGGCAAGGACGAGUUCGUGAAGGAGAUCACCUUCCAGUUCCAGAUCAGGCACGCGAACCUGGUCCGCCUGAUCGGGUGCUGCCUGGAGACGAACGUCCCCAUACUGGUCUUCGAGUUCGUCCCCAAUGGAAGCCUCUAUGACGUGCUCCAUGGCGCUAACAAGAUGAGCGUGCUCUCGCUGCUGAUGCGCCUGGACAUUGCCAUCGGCUCUGCGGAAGCUCUCGCCUACAUGCACUCGCCUGGUGGCCAGAACCAUGUCCAUGGCGACGUCAAGUCCGGCAACAUUCUCCUCGAUCACAACCUCAUGCCGAAAGUCUCCGACUUCGGGUCGUCCAAGCUUCUGUCCAUGGGCAUGUACUCCAGGUCCGUGAUAGCGGAUAUGAGCUACCUUGACCCUGUGUACAUGAAAACAGGCCGUUUCACGGAGAAGAGCGACGUCUACAGCUUUGGCGUGGUGCUCCUGGAGCUCAUCACCCGGAAGACGGCCAAGUACGAUGGGAACAGGAGCCUCCCCAUAGACUUCGUCAUGUCCUCCAAGGACGAGGGCAACAGAAGGGGGAUGUAUGACAGAGACAUCUUGUUUUCUGGCGAUGCUCAGUCUCAUGUUUACAUGGAAUGCCUUGACAGGAUUGGCGAGCUCGCUGUCCGAUGUCUCAAGGAAUACGUCGAGGAGAGACCCACUAUGGUAGAGGUGGUGGAGGAGCUUAAGCAAGUGAAGGUAAGAGCUUGCGGAGGCUGAUGGUCCGGGGCAAGUUAAAAGGCACGUAGAUGAACCAAUCAAAAGUAAGCAUCCGCAUGCAAGGUCAACUUAAGCUAAGCUACUUAAUUUGUAGUAGUAUUUCAGCUUUGUCCAAUAUCCAUCACUACCAUCAAUUGUCGAAUCGACUGCACGAAUUAUAUGUGCACACAGUUUGUUAUAUUAUUUGUCUUGUAUCGGUACUGUGAGAUUUAUUAUGCUGCAUGCAAUAUUGUGUACUAGUUAAGGAACACGGUUGUUUCA